Molecule: messenger RNA, 995 nt
Organism: Astyanax mexicanus (Mexican tetra)
Lineage: Eukaryota; Metazoa; Chordata; Actinopteri; Characiformes; Acestrorhamphidae
Gene: eif4ebp3
Product: eukaryotic translation initiation factor 4E binding protein 3
Exons: 3
Coding region: 198-527 (109 amino acids)
Biological process (GO): negative regulation of translational initiation
Cellular component (GO): cytoplasm
Molecular function (GO): eukaryotic initiation factor 4E binding
Source: RefSeq, a predicted model, not a curated record
CGCGCGGCUCUCCCGCUCUGCUGACUUCAGUCCGGAGACCCGAGAGAGCAGAGACUGUGAGUGAACAGGUAACAGAGCCGAGCCCGAAUACUUCUCUCCAGAACCGAGCCUGAAACACAGUCCUGCUGUGUAAGCGCUGCUAAAGCCGCUGUCAGUACAGAACCGCGUCCUGAGGUCCGCUGAGAGUAUCAGAGAUCAUGUCCGCAGUGUGUGAGGAGUCCUCGGGCUGCCCCAUUCCCAGCCGAGCUGCUGCCGCCAAGAGCUGGUCUCCCCUCCCCGACUCCUACAGCCAGACCCCCGGGGGGACCCUCUUCUCCACCACGCCCGGAGGAACCAGAAUAAUCUAUGACAGGAAGUUUCUCCUGGAAUGCCGGAACUCCCCGAUCGCACGGACUCCGCCAUGCUGUCUCCCCCACAUUCCAGGGGUCACCAUGCCCUCUGUACCUACCCUGGGUAAACUGCCAGAGCAGGAGGAGGACUGCAAGGACCUCAGUGCAGAAGACAGCCAGUUUGUGAUGGACAUCUGAAUCAGUGAUGCACCUCCUAUGGAGAUCUCAUCUGUUGCAACCUUUUCUAUCCUUUUCUGUCAGUGCUCCUGAUUAGAGGAACCAGGGGUUCCUUUAUUUGCAGUGCCUCCAUACCUUUUUUUCUUCAUAUUGAAUAGUAAAAUGCUCAGACAGGGUUAACUCUGAGGUGAGGUGAUGCAUUUAUAGUUUGGGAAAGAAAUUUGGGAUGAAAUAAGUGACUAACCUCUGUUAUUAUGAGGAGACACUGUGAGGCUUCUGUGACCCGUGUACUACUUCACGUACAACAAAAAGGUGAACAAAUGUAUGUAAUUGCAUGCAUAUUUCUAAUGUGGAUUUUUUUUGUACUGGUUCUUCAGUAGGAUGAAGAUGGCCUGAUGGUCACUGAAGUCAUUAUCUUGUGCUGAAAAUGUUUCAUAAUGACUACGGUACAGGAUGACACAAUUUUCAAUAAAAAAAGAAAGAAAAAAA